Molecule: messenger RNA, 4352 nt
Organism: Xyrauchen texanus (razorback sucker)
Lineage: Eukaryota; Metazoa; Chordata; Actinopteri; Cypriniformes; Catostomidae
Product: fibronectin type III domain-containing protein 7-like
Exons: 16
Coding region: 1-3759 (1252 amino acids)
Molecular function (GO): protein binding
Source: RefSeq, a predicted model, not a curated record
AUGGACAGACAUAUAUCUACCUGCACAGUUAGGGUAUUGGCAGAGGGACAAUCCUGCAACACCUCUAUUGCCACUGGAUCCAAUAUCACAACAGCUCCAUGUGCACCACAAAAUGUGUCAGCCAGCUUGAGCUGUAGCAGUAACAUAGCAACAGUAUCCUGGGGACGCAGUCAGGGGGCGGAGCUCUACUCAGUGACUGCCAUCAGCAUUAAUGGUCUCUCUGCAAACUGUACUUCAGCGUCCACCUCCUGUGACCUUUCAACUUUGACUUGCGGAGAGACAUACACGAUCACAGUGAAGUCAAAAGGCAGCAACUGUAGCAGUGAAAACAGUACAGCUGUACAGGUCCAAUCAGCCCCAUGCCCUCCACAGAAUAUCCAGUCCAGAAUAAACUGUGGCAACAACACUGCGAGUGUGUCCUGGUCUGGUGGCAAUGGAGCUCUCUCCUUUACUUCAACACUAGAUUGUUCUAAUGGACAGACAUAUAUCUGCAAGACUGCUUCAACAGGAUGUGACAUCACAAACUUGCCAUGUGGACAGACCUGCACAGUUAGGGUAGUGGCAGAGGGACAAUCCUGCAACACCUCUAUUGCAACUGGAUCCAAUAUCACAACAGCUCCAUGUGCAUCACAAAAUGUGUCAGCCAGCUUGAGCUGUAGCAGUAACAUAGCAACAGUAUCCUGGGGACGCAGUCAGGGGGCGGAGCUCUACUCAGUGACUGCCAUCAGCAUUAAUGGUCUCUCGGCAAACUGUACUUCAGCGUCCACCUCCUGUGACCUUUCAACUUUGUCUUGCGGAGAGACAUACACGAUCACAGUGAAGUCAAAAGGCAGCAACUGUAGCAGUGAAAACAGUACAGCUGUACAGGUCCAAUCAGCCCCAUGCCCUCCACAGAAUAUCCAGUCCAGAAUAAACUGUGGCAACAACACUGUGAGUGUGUCCUGGUCUGGUGGCAAUGGAGCUCUCUCCUUUACUUCAACACUAGAUUGUUCUAAUGGACGGACAUAUAUCUGCAAGACUGCUUCAACAGGAUGUGACAUAACUAACUUGCCAUGUGGACAGACCUGCACGGUUAGGGUAUUGGCAGAGGGACAAUCUUGCAACAGCUCUUUUGUCACUGGAUCAAAUAUCACAACAGAACAUUGUGUACCUGGUCAUGUGCAGGGCAGUGUGGACUGUGCAUCUGGAAACGUGUCUGUAUCCUGGGACCGACAUGUGGGGGCCGUUUCCUACAUGGCAGUUGCCCAGGGUAACGGUGGCUAUGCAUCGGUAUGUAACAGCACUGAAACAGCAUGUGUCUUCUCAGAUCUGCUUUGUGGGCUGAACUACAGUAUAGCUGUCAGUGCGUCUGAUGGGAACUGCACCACCGCACCAAGUCAACCGGUCGUGCUGAGUACAGUAUCCUGUAAGCCACAGAACGCUAGCGCACAGCUGAGUUGUGACACAAAUGCUGCCGUUGUUACCUGGGAGCCCAGAGAUAAUGUUGUACGCCACACAGUCCAGGCCGUAGGCACUGACGGACAUCGCAUCAACUGCACAAGCUCUGACUACAGUUGCACGCUACUCAGCCUUCACUGCGGCCAGAACUACAACCUUACCAUCACCGCCCUGGAUGGAGUUUGUGACAACAGUAACACACGCCUGGUUCUGCAAUCAGCUCCAUGUGCACCUAGCAAUGUUCAGACAUCAUUGCUUUGUGACAUCCACAAUGGCAGUGUUGUGUCCAUGUCUUGGCAGCAUACAAAUGGGGUUGAGUCUUACAUGGCUGUGGGCAUGUCUUAUGAUGGUCAUUCCUCCUUUUGUAACACCAGUACCACCUCCUGUAAUCUGCAGGGACUGCAGUGUGGUCAGAUUUAUAAUGUUUCUGUCUACUCACUGGGCCAUGGUUGUGGGAGCGUGAAGAGUGCCGUGUCUCAGGUGCUGACAGCUCCAUGCCCCCCUCAGAACAUAGUCACUCAGGUGCAGUGUGAUUUGGGUUCUGUGGUGGUGAGCUGGACCCCAGCAGUUAAUACCAGUCAGUUCAGAGUGGAGCUUGAAUCCCACAGCACUGGUGUGAUCUCCUCCUGUAACAGUACUGGUACACAGUGCUCAAUCCCGCACCUGCCCUGUGGAGAGAGCUUCAACCUCAGUGUGGUGGCACUGAGGGGCAGCUGUCAGAGUCAACCAAGCAGGGGCCUCAACAUAUCCUCUGGUCCGUGUGCCCCACGUGGGGUUAAUGGUACACUGAACUGUGUAACUAACUCUGCGUUGGUAUCAUGGGAUGUGGACAAUGUUGCAGAGUCUUACACAGUGCUGGCUAUAGGGGAUGAUGGUCAAAAUUCCACCUGCUCCUCCUCAAACUCUAAUUGUAAUGUACCUGACCUAGACUGUGGAAAGAGCUACACCUUCUAUGUCACUGCUUCAAAUGCUGCCUGCCUGAGUCCACCCAGCAACACCUUUAACCUGGAAACCGCACCAUGUGCCUUGUCAUCUAUCGUGGUGGUGGCUGAAUGCCGCAGUCAUGUUAUCCAGGUAAAGUGGCAGAGAGCAAAGAUGGGAAGUUCUCUCUACAUUGCAACAGCAGAGGGUCAAGACCUUUCCCAACUUUCCUGCAAUAGCUCCUCCUCUUCCUGCAACCUAACAAAUGUGCAGUGUGGCAUGGAGUACACCAUCAUCGUGGCUGCAUCCUCCAAUCAAUGCAGUGGCCUCCGAAGCCCACCAUACAAGAUCAGCACUGCACCCUGUCAGCCCACGUCAGUAGAGGCCCAUACGGACUGUCAGUCAGACGUUGUGCUUGUGUCAUGGGCACCAUCAUAUGUUGCCCAGUCAUACCUGCUUACUGCAGUUGGCAAAGAUGGGGACGUGAGGAUGUGUAACACCGCAAACAGUAGCUGCAUGUUCACUGAUCUACACUGCAGCAACACAUAUUAUCUCUCAGUUUCAGCCAGUACUGAGAACUGCACCAGCCUGCCCAGUUCUAACAUCACCUUUCACACAGUACCGUGUAAGCCAAACAACUUGACUUUAGGGAUCCACUGUGGGAACAGUAGUGCCUCCUUGUCGUGGACAGCGAGUACAGGAGCAGUGGCCUAUGUGGGAAUUGCUCAGUCAGGAAAUGCCACGGCAGUUUACUGCCAGACCACGAAUACAUCAUGUACUCUGCAGGGCUUAGUGUGUGGCACUGUGUACAACUUUACAGUGAAGGCAUCAGAUGGUGUUUGCAACAGUUCCUUCAGUGAGCCUCUAACUGACGGAGCAGCGCUGUGUCCUCCAGCUGGUUUGAGGGUUAUUCCUCGUACAGUAGUGAAUGGCACACAGAUCUUGAGAGCAUCCUGGUUGGCUGUGGAUUGUCCCGAUUCUGAAUACCUCCUGGAGAUCAAGGGCAGGAUUCUGGAUAACAUCCAGUCAUUCUUUGAUGUUGCCUCCUAUUGGACAAGCCGCAAAUUCUUUGAGAUUCCGCUACCCUGUGGCUCCUCCUACAGUGCCAAGGUCAAGGCGCAGAACUCUGCCGGUUCAAGCGUUCCGUCAGCUGCUGUCUCUGGAACUACAGUGCCUUGUGCCCCUCUGAAUGUGACAUUGUCUGCAUCAUUGUCGGUGGUGUCAUGGAAUCAGUCUGUAUUCGCUACAAACUACACAGUGUAUCAGGUUACUUCCUCUGGUAGGACGAAGCUCUGCAUGACGUCACAGAUCCAAUGCUCUGUCACCAGCUUUGGCAGCGGUCGCAUUGUUGUAACUGCAAGCAACUCCGCCGGAGAAAGUGAAGACUCAUCUCCUGUUUAAACUCUUGGCUCUGAGAAUUCCUGCACUUUCCUAAGAAUUUGUAAAACUGUUUAAUACUUCACUUUAGCAUGCUACAUGAAGGGUUUAAAACACUGGUGGAAUAGCUUUACUGGAUAAAAAAAAAAUUAACACUAAUUUACAAAUGUUUUUCUAAAGUCUUUUAUUCUGGCUAAAGGAUUACUUUUUGUGUACUUUUCUGUAAUGAUAUAUAUUUAAACAAAUAAGCAUUAUAUAUAUAUACUCUUGUUUUGGAAAAUUAGUUAUUAAAAUACCAUGAGGUUUUCUGCAUGUGAUCUGUCUUACAAAUUAUGAACAAAGUAAGAGCAUGUAAAAUAAAUGUACCAUACAUGCAAAACAAAAUGUGAUUCAAUUUUAGCUGCUGUUGCACUAAAAACAAAGUGAUUUUUACAUUUAAAAUGAAUUGACAAGAACGCAACAGUGGGUCACCCACUUUCGCAACAGUCUUGGAUACAGAAAUAUUUUUCACUCUAAAAUCCCUCCACUGGGAUUUUAGAAAAUAUUUCAAUAAAGGAGUUCAAACCUUGAACCUAACCAUUAUCUAUAAAGUAUAUAUAAUGAAAAAUAAAUAAUAA